AGCUCCCGGAACGCUCUGCGCGCGCCUUCGGGGAGGAAGGGCUGCCUGGGCUCGCGGCGCGGCUACAGCCUGCUCUCUGUUCCGGGUCUCAACCUCUCCUCUGGCCGAGUCCCCGCAGGAAGCGGAUUACCCGACGCUGCAAAACACUAUUUUGGAGUUUAAAGUAUGUCAUCAUGGCAAAGUUUCGGAGAAGGACUUGCAUCAUUUUGGCACUUUUUAUUCUAUUUAUUUUCUCUCUGAUGAUGGGUUUAAAAAUGCUGAGACCAAAUACAGCUACUUUUGGAGCUCCUUUUGGACUUGACCUUCUUCCAGAACUUCAUCAACGAACUAUUCAUUUGGGGAAAAGUUUUGAUUUCCGAAAGAGGGACAGAAUCAACAGUGAAACAAAUACCAAGAAUUUAAAAAGUGUUGAAAUCACUAUGAAACCUUCCAAAGCCCCUGAACUUAACUUGGAAGAACUACCACCUCUGAAUAAUUAUCUACAUGUAUUUUAUUACAGUUGGUAUGGAAAUCCACAAUUCGAUGGUAAAUAUAUACAUUGGAAUCAUCCAGUGUUGGAGCACUGGGACCCUAGAAUAGCCAAGAAUUAUCCACAAGGGAGACACAACCCUCCAGAUGACAUUGGCUCCAGCUUUUAUCCUGAAUUGGGAAGUUACAGUUCUCGGGAUCCUUCUGUUACAGAAACUCACAUGAGACAAAUGCGCUCAGCUUCAAUUGGUGUACUAGCCCUCUCUUGGUACCCACCUGAUGUAAAUGAUGAAAAUGGAGAACCUACUGAUAACUUGGUACCCACUAUUUUGGAUAAAGCUCAUAAAUAUAACCUGAAGGUUACUUUUCACAUAGAACCAUAUAGCAAUCGAGAUGAUCAAAACAUGUACCAAAAUGUCAAGUAUAUUAUAGACAAAUAUGGAAAUCAUCCAGCCUUUUACAGGUACAAGACGAAGACCGGCAAUGCUCUUCCUAUGUUUUAUGUCUAUGAUUCCUAUAUUACCAAACCUGAAAAAUGGGCCAAUCUGUUAACCACCUCAGGGUCUCGGAGUAUUCGCAAUUCUCCUUAUGAUGGAUUGUUUAUUGCCCUUCUAGUUGAAGAAAAACAUAAGUAUGAUAUUCUUCAAAGUGGUUUUGAUGGAAUUUACACAUAUUUUGCCACAAAUGGCUUUACUUAUGGCUCAUCACAUCAGAAUUGGGCUAGCCUAAAAGUAUUUUGUGAUAAAUACAACUUAAUAUUUAUCCCAAGUGUGGGCCCAGGAUACAUAGAUACCAGCAUCCGUCCAUGGAACACGCAAAACACUCGGAACCGGAUCAAUGGGAAGUAUUAUGAAAUUGCUCUGAGUGCCGCACUUCAGACACACCCCAGCUUAAUUUCUAUCACCUCUUUUAAUGAGUGGCAUGAAGGAACUCAGAUUGAAAAAGCUGUUCCCAAAAGAACCAGUAAUACAGUGUACCUAGAUUACCGUCCUCAUAAACCAGGUCUUUACCUAGAACUGACUCGCAAGUGGUCUGAAAAAUACAGAAAGGAAAGAACAACUUAUACAUUAGAUCACCAGCUGCCUGUUUCUUAAUGCAUUAAUUAAAGUUUAAUAGUUAUAAAAAUCACCUAAUUUUUAAAAAUAGCUUUCGUUUUGCGUUAUGGAAAGAAAACUGUCAAAACCAGUAUAUGCUAGUAGUUAUAUUUAAAAAUACAUUUUAAAAAUUCUUACAGAUAAUAUUAUAAUUGUUACCCUUCACAAUACCACAUGAGAAAAUAUCUGAGACAAAAUGUAUACAAAUAUAUUCCUUAUGGCAUAAUUUACUGCAUUUCUGACUGAAAUCAAAAUUCUGAUUUGAUGGCAAUUGAAUUUUCAUUUUACGAUAGAUAAAUGCUUGUGUUACCUAAAGCACUUAGCACACAGUUAAAUUAUACUGACAUCCUAGACCCAAAGAAAUAGGGUUGUGUGUAUAUUUGGGAUAUCUAU
This is a messenger RNA of Piliocolobus tephrosceles (Ugandan red Colobus), 1955 nucleotides long. It is a transcript of the gene MANEA, whose product is annotated as mannosidase endo-alpha. Gene Ontology annotation, molecular function: alpha-mannosidase activity. The transcript is spliced from 5 exons. The coding region runs from base 174 to 1562 and encodes 462 amino acids. Gene Ontology annotation, cellular component: Golgi membrane. The record is from RefSeq and is a predicted model, not a curated record. Lineage: Eukaryota; Metazoa; Chordata; Mammalia; Primates; Cercopithecidae.